CUGCCUUUUAACCGCCUGUGCCAUCAAAUCCAACCCCACUUUGGAGAAGCUUUGCUGAUGAAUAUCUUUUUUUCAUCUCCUACUCCAGUUGCUGGUGAGAAGAGGGUGCCAGUGAUGCCCGGAUCGCCUGUGGAAGUGAAGAUACAGUCCAGGUCCUCUCCUCCCAACAUGCCACCACUGCCCCCCGUGAACCCCGGCGGCCCCCGGCCGGUGUCCUUCACCCCGACUGCACUGCCCAAUGGAAUAAACCAUUCCCCUCCGACGCUGAACGGGGCACCAUCCCCACCCCAGAGGUUUAGCAACGGUCCUUCCUCCUCCUCCUCCUCCUCGCUGACAAACCAGCAGCUCCCAGCCACGUGCGGCGCCCGGCAGCUCAGCAAGCUGAAGCGCUUCCUCACUACCCUGCAGCAGUUCGGCAAUGACAUUUCGCCAGAGAUCGGGGAGAAGGUCCGGACCCUCGUCCUGGCAUUAGUGAAUUCAACGGUGACAAUCGAGGAAUUUCACUGCAAGCUGCAAGAGGCGACGAACUUCCCCCUCCGGCCGUUUGUGAUCCCCUUUCUGAAGGCCAACCUCCCGCUGCUGCAGAGAGAGCUGCUGCACUGCGCCCGGGCUGCCAAGCAGACGCCCUCCCAGUACCUGGCGCAGCACGAGCACAUCCUGCUGAACACAAACACCACGUCCCCCGCUGACUCCUCCGAGCUGCUCAUCGAGGUGAACGGGAAUGGGAAGAGGCACAGUCCGGACAGAAGGGAAGACAGCAGCUUUGAGAGGGAGCCGCUGCCGACGGAGCCUCCGGCCAAGAGGGUGUGCACCAUCAGCCCCGCGCCCCGGCACAGCCCUGCCCUGACAAUCCCCCUGAUGAACCCCGGGGGACAGUUCCACCCCACCCCGCCGCCCCUCCAGCACUACACCUUGGAAGAUAUCGCGACAUCCCAUCUCUACAGGGACCCCAGCAAGAUGUUGGAGCACCGAGAGAUUCGGGACAGGCACGGCAGUCUUGGUUUGAAUGGAGGAUACCAGGACGAGCUGGUGGACCACCGCUUAACAGAGAGAGAGUGGGCUGACGAGUGGAAGCAUCUCGAUCACGCACUGAACUGCAUCAUGGAGAUGGUGGAGAAAACCCGGCGCUCGAUGGCCGUGCUGCGGCGCUGUCAGGAGGCCGAUCGGGAAGAGCUCAACUACUGGAAGAGGCGGUGCAGCGAGACAGCCGAGCCGCGGAAGGCGGGCAGCGAGCUCAUCUCCAGGCAGCACAGCCCCAGCAGCUCCGACUCCAUCGGCAGCGAUUCGUUGCGGGAGUUCAGCAGCAGGUCGGGAACGGGCUACGUCACUGAAGAGAUAUGGAAAAAAGCUGAAGAAGCCGUGAAUGAGGUGAAGCGCCAGGCCAUGUCGGAGGUGCAGAAAGCGGUGGCGGAGGCCGAGCAGAAGGCGUUUGAGAUGAUUGCCUCCGAGAGGGCUCGGAUGGAGCAGACCAUCGCGGACGCCAAGCGCCAGGCCACCGAGGAUGCUUUCUUAGUGAUAAACGAACAGGAGGAGUCUACGGAGAGUUGCUGGAACUGCGGUCGCAAAGCCAGCGAGACAUGCAGCGGCUGCAACAUCGCCCGGUACUGCGGCUCCUUCUGCCAGCACAAGGACUGGGAGAGGCACCACCGAAUCUGCGGCCAAGGCCUGCACAGCCAGAGCAAGCCGCUGGCUCUGCCCACGGGCCGAUCGGCAGCUGCCGCCGCCGCCAAGAGCCUCGACGGCGUGCCCAGCCCGGCCCUCGAGAAGACUUCGGCGACCACUUCCCGGUCCUCCACUCCGGCAUCCGUGACAGCAAUAGAUACGAACGGACUCUAAAGGGGAAGUUUUGGUUCAGUCCAUUUGAUUAGUUUCCCUGGGGUUUUUUUAAGCCGAAAAAAAACCCCACAGCAACUUUUAUCACUUGACACAUUUGACACAUCGCGCCGCCUCCUCAGAGCGCCGACACUCGGGCUGUGCCAUCUCGUUCUGCCUUUUUUCUUUUGUGGCUCGUGAAGAACUGGGGCUGGCCUUGCCCACGGCGCCUCCGUGCCCGUCUCUCUGCAGGGGGGGUACCAGAGCAUCACUGGGGACCUGGAGGAGGCCCGGCACUCGCUCGGGGGGACCUGGACUUGGUGGAGAGCGCUGCCGGCGCACGCGGAAGAUGCUGAGCCCCGUCCUCAUGGGUCAAACGUGCUCAAGCUCCUUUCCUGAGGUGUCUGAGCCACCUCCUCCUUCAGCUACCUUUCUUCCAUAGUAUGCAUCUAUUUUUUUGCCUUGCUCCCAGACAGUGGUGUCUCAGAUGGCCGCGCUGGCUGGUUGUUGCUGUGAACAGACCGGAGCCGAUUUUCCCAGCAGGAGCAUCUCAUCCUCUAGUGCAAUGGCAAAAGCCAAGCCGUCUUCUCUUCUCCCGCCUGCAGGUUGGCUGCUGAUGGUUGCAGAGAGGGAGGAGAGGAUUCAUCUGCUCUAAACCAAAUGUCCGUAGCAGGGAAGUACGGCUGGUCACUUCUGGAUGGCCUGGUUUUAAUCCCAUUCUGUGACGGGACAGGCAGUUGCGUGUUACCCUGGGUGGGACCUUUGCUUGGGGAAAGCGCGGAGCAAAUCUGGGUUGGUUGCGGGCGGUUAUUGCCCUUUUCACCUGGGUACCAUUAUUUUGCUAUGCAGAAAGCGUUUUUUUUCACUGCAUGGAAGUUGUUGGUUUGAGAGUUGUUGCUGUUGUUUUUAACCACAGAGAUCCUCACGCGAUUGCGAUGGAUUAUUUAUAGUCUGUUCUCUCCAUGCGUGUUGGCCAAACUAUUAAAAAAAAAACGCAGGACUUGGU
Molecule: messenger RNA, 2818 nt
Organism: Gymnogyps californianus (California condor)
Lineage: Eukaryota; Metazoa; Chordata; Aves; Accipitriformes; Cathartidae
Gene: CBFA2T2
Product: CBFA2/RUNX1 partner transcriptional co-repressor 2
Exons: 11
Coding region: 58-1836 (592 amino acids)
Biological process (GO): DNA-templated transcription; negative regulation of DNA-templated transcription
Cellular component (GO): nucleus
Molecular function (GO): transcription corepressor activity
Source: RefSeq, a predicted model, not a curated record